UUCACGACAGGCUAAAUAACCCAAAAAUAUUGCUGUUCGUUUUUUGACGGCACCUCAUAUGCGGAAAGUUCAGAUCAAAUGUUUAUUCAUUUGUUGUUAUUUAUUUGUCCAGGACCCCGUUCUUCAUCGAGAAGCACGGCGAUGAGAGAGAACAGCUCAUAUUAGCCAAAAUUUCCCUACAUAACUAAUAUUUUACGGAAAAAUGACGGUAAAAUCAUAUUUGUUAUUGUUUGCGUUCGCCGCGUCACAUAAGAGCAUCAUUCUGCGACCGUGACGUCAUCGGCCCUCGCCAGGAAAGCAUGGCGCUGCCCUGCAGUUGGCCGGGAUGGUAACAGCGCCACAGUUUUUCUGACUUUUGGACACUUUCGCCGGUCCGUGACUGCUUUGCUAUCUCCGGGUUGUAUUUUUUUCUUCUGGAUGAAGUCACAGCUGAAUGACUGAAGGUGGUCCGGCGCCAUGAUGCAGAGGCUGAAGGUCGGCUGGGCAGCUUCGGCCGCGUUAAAAGCCCUCGGAUCUGGCAGGCUGCACCGCCCUGAGCUCGUCGCGGCGUCUUUAAGCCAGCGUCUCUGUCAAACUGGGCCCAAGCAUGAGGACGCCGUGGUCAUCCGCGUCCCUCGCCACCUGCUGAAGCGCGUCGACAACGUGAAGCAAAGCCGGAGCAAAUCCAAGAUCGGCACCGUCAAAGCGGGCAGGCUGCUGAUCCAGAGCAGGAACCCGUCCCUGAACCAAUCUGCGGGCUACAUGCUGGGGAGGUUCGAGCAGCCCGUCCUCUGCUCAAAGGGGUGGAAACACACCAAGUCGUUUGGGGACUACUUCGCCAUCAACAGCACUAAGGAAGCGGCGCCUUUUAUCGCGGCCAGCCCGAAGGAGGACGCCGGGCGGGAGCCGCGCACGUUUCACAGCCUUCACAUCUGCAGGGAGCUGGUGGAAACUCUGGAGAGAAGCGGGAUCAGACACCCCACGGUUGUCCAGCUGCAGACCAUCCCGAAGGUGAUGAGGGGUCAGAACGUCCUGUGUGCCGCGGAGACGGGCAGCGGGAAGACCCUCAGCUACCUGCUGCCGGUGGUUCACAGGCUGCAGGCGGGUGCGCAAGACGAGGGCGCAAACAGGCUCCGGGCUGUGGUCCUGGUGCCCUCCAGGGAGCUGGCCGAGCAGGUGGCGGCUGUGUCCAGGACUCUGUGCGCCCCUCUGGGCUUCCGUACAAGGACCGUGGGUGGCGGGCGAGGCGUGGGUCACAUCAAGGGGGUCUUUAAAAAGGACCACCCGGACAUCCUGGUGGCCACGCCGGGGGCCCUGGUCAAAGCCCUGCGCAGGAACUGCUUGGACCUGAGCGAGCUGAACUUCUUGGUGGUCGACGAAGCCGACACCAUGUUCGACCCGAGCUUCUCCGACUUGCUGGAGGAGAUUCUAUCCCACGCGCGUGUUGCGAGUGACCCCCGGGAGACCCGCGGCCCGGGCCACAGAGCGCAGCUGCUGCUGGUCGGGGCGACCUUCCCGGACGGCGUCGGGGAAGUCCUGAGCCAGGUGACGGACCUGGGCAGGAUGGUUACGGUCAAGAGCAAGAUGCUGCACCACCUCAUGCCGCACGUCAAGCAGACGUUCGUGAAGGUCAAGGGUGCCGAUAAAGUGCUGGAGCUCUACCAGGCCCUGAACAAGCUGCGGCACGAGAAGGGCGGCGGGGCCGCGCUGGUGUUCUGCAACAAGUCCUCCACCGUCAACUGGCUGGGCUACGCGCUGGAGGAGAUGCCCGUCCGGCACGCGCGACUGCAGGGGGAGAUGCCCGCUGCGGUGCGGGCGGGCAUCUUCCAGUCCUUCCAGAGGGGCUCUGUGGAUGUCCUGGUGUGCACGGACGUCGCGUCGCGCGGCCUGGACACUUCCGGGGUGCGCUUGGUCGUCAACUACGACUUCCCGGAGACGCACACGGACUACAUCCACCGGGCAGGGAGGGUGGGUAGGGCGGGAGGGGUGGAGGACGGGGAGGUGCUCAGCUUCGUCACCCACCCGUGGGACGUGGAGCUGGUGCAGAACAUCGAGACCGCGGCCCGCAGGAGGACCAGUCUGCCGGGGAUGAAAUCUGAAAUCCAGGAACCCAAAGUUAAAGUGGCUAACGCAGAGUGAACGACUUGUGCGUUGGUCGAUAUUUAAUGGAAAGCAAGCAUAUAUAACUGCUUGUUAAACACACGACUGAUGAAUAAAAUGUUAGACUGUAUUGUCUUUCACAUUUUUGUGAUUAUUGUUGUUUUUAUUAUUAUUAUUAUUAUUAUUAUUAGAUAUAUUUUUAUUGAAAUUCAGAAGUAUCCAAAGACAAAUCGAACAUCCUCUGACUUAUUACUCAAAAGUUUGGGCACACUUACACAAUAAAGUGUUAAGACAUUUCUCAUUUUUGUUGCUGGGAAUAGACUAAAUACAUUUUCUGGGCCAACAAAAUAGACAAUAUUCAACCCUAAAAGUUAGGCAAUUACACUUUUAUUAAGGCCUACAAUAAUUUGUUCUUUCCUACUUUAUUUCACUAAAAUAUUACACAUUGAGGUUAUUGCACACCAUGUCAAAAUAAAAGAUUUCACAGUAUUACUGUUGAUUGAAAAAUAAAUAAAUAAUGGUUGAUGAUUUGACCUGAGGUGCAAAAGGUUUUCAUACCACUGCUGUAACUGGAUAAAAAAUCUUUCUAAGUGAGAGCAGUUGAUGCUUUUAUUAAUAAACGAUACAUAUGCUGUUUGGAAAAGUAUAUAAAAGGGUUGAAUAUCUGUUACUUCCUGUCAUAUUGCUUUAUCCAUUUAUCUGUCCCUCGGCUGUCUGCCCGGGAAAGUAUGGCAUAAAAGCCAUAGUCAUCUUUUUAUUCCUACUUAUAAUGGGCUAAAAAGAACUGAACUCUGGAAAUUUUGAA
Fundulus heteroclitus (mummichog) is the source of this 2884-nucleotide messenger RNA. It is a transcript of the gene ddx28, whose product is annotated as DEAD (Asp-Glu-Ala-Asp) box polypeptide 28. Bases 457 to 2118 code for a protein of 553 amino acids. The transcript has a single exon. Gene Ontology annotation, biological process: mitochondrial large ribosomal subunit assembly. The record is from RefSeq and is a predicted model, not a curated record. NCBI's taxonomy places the organism in Eukaryota, Metazoa, Chordata, Actinopteri, Cyprinodontiformes, Fundulidae. Gene Ontology annotation, cellular component: mitochondrion. Gene Ontology annotation, molecular function: nucleic acid binding; RNA helicase activity; ATP binding.